AUGGAUCCAAAUAAUAUUCAUAGUCAGAGCUCUAGUUUAUUAGGACUGCUUCAGAGUCAACAAGGGAGCGUUUACCAUGGUGGUAUUAACUUUGGUGAUUCUCAACCUAUCCCGUCAUUCAGUUCACAACCAUCUCAAGUACCACCAGUGCCCCGUGGUGUUAGACGUAAAUGGGACCCGGCUGAUGACGAGGUGUUGAUCAGUGCGUGGCUCAACACCUCUAAAGAUGCAAUUGUAGCAAAUGAGCAGAAGUCGGGGACCUUCUGGGAUAGGGUUGCUCAUCUCUAUUCCUCAAGUCCUCAUGGAUUAGAAGAUGGUGAGAGAGAACCCGGGCAAUGCAAGAAAAGGUGGCAUAGAAUAAACGAUGACGUUAACAAGUUUUGUGCCGCAUACUCCGCAGCAGAGAGACAGCAUAGAAGUGGUGAGAGUGACACUGAUCUUCUAAAGAAGGCGCAUGAGAUCUUCUUUGCUGAUCAAGCUAAGAAGUUUACUCUUGAACAUGCGUGGUGUACGUUGAGAUUUGAACAGAAGUGGCUUUCCCUUAACGCACCUAAAGCUGGCAACGGUGAGAAGAGGAAGAAUGUUGAGACAACGACACAACCUUCCACCACCGACGGUGUCGUUGAUGCUGAGCGGAGGCCAGAAGGAAUCAAGGCUGCUAAGGCUAGAAGAAAUGGUGGUAAAGGAAAGAGUUGA
This is a messenger RNA of Brassica rapa (field mustard), 696 nucleotides long. Its product is annotated as glutathione S-transferase T3-like. NCBI's taxonomy places the organism in Eukaryota, Viridiplantae, Streptophyta, Magnoliopsida, Brassicales, Brassicaceae. The record is from RefSeq and is a predicted model, not a curated record.